This is a messenger RNA of Pestalotiopsis fici W106-1, 990 nucleotides long. RefSeq lists its product as uncharacterized. The record is from RefSeq and is a predicted model, not a curated record. The coding region runs from base 1 to 990 and encodes 329 amino acids. The transcript has 2 exons. NCBI's taxonomy places the organism in Eukaryota, Fungi, Ascomycota, Sordariomycetes, Amphisphaeriales, Sporocadaceae.
AUGACGUCUCCUCAGCAUCCUCUCUCUUACAACGACUAUGCCAUCCCGCAGCUCCGGCUAGAGCACCACCCGGCCUCGUCGCCGGUGCCGACGCCCGUCAUAAAGGUGCUCCUGGACCGGCCGGAGCGCAACAAUGCCUUUACCGACACCAUGGUGACGUCCCUCGUGACGGCCUUUGGCCUGCUGUCGUCGGACCCGCGCGUCAAGGUGAUUGUGUUUUCGGGGACGGACCCGCGCAACAAGUUCUUUUGCGCGGGCAUGGACCUGGACAAUGCCUCGGACGCCACGGGGUCGUCGGCCAGGGCGCCGCCCCCGAGCAAGCAGGAGCUCGACCGCCGGCGCGAGGCCCACCGCGACGGUGGUGCCCAGGUCAGCAUCGCCAUCUCCCAGUGUACCAAGCCCGUCAUUGCUGCCAUGAAUGGUCACUCCGUCGGCGUCGGCGUCACCAUGACGCUUCCUUGUAACCUUCGGGUCGUAAGUCGUGAUGCCAAGGUCGGCUUCGUAUUUGCCAGGCGGGGCAUCAAUAUGGAGGCAACAUCGUCCUUCUUCCUACCCCGGAUCCUGGGUACCGGUCGGGCACUGCAUCUCGUGACGACGGGCUCGACGUAUGCGCCGUCGGACCCGCUCAUCCGCGACCUGUUCGCCGAGGUGGUGGCACCCGACGAGGUCCUGCCUCGAGCCUUGGAGCUGGCUGAGGAAAUCGCCACCAAGACAAGCGGUGUCGCCAUCAAGGCCAUGAAGGACAUGAUCUACCGUGGCGCAUCGUCCCCCGAGGAGGCGUAUCAACUCGAGAGCAGGGUCUUUUUUGAUCUGUUCCGCGGCAGCGACGCAAGGGAGGGCAUCCGAAGCUUCUUGGAGAAAAGGGAGCCCGACUUUCGGGGCGUGUGGGAUAGAGAACAUCCCGCCAUUUGGCCGUGGUGGGAGCCCAAGGGAUGGGACGUCAACAACAACACGAAUGGCUUGCUAGGCUGGCUCAAAAGUAAACUCUGA